Molecule: messenger RNA, 941 nt
Organism: Armigeres subalbatus
Lineage: Eukaryota; Metazoa; Arthropoda; Insecta; Diptera; Culicidae
Product: trypsin alpha-3-like
Exons: 5
Coding region: 48-884 (278 amino acids)
Biological process (GO): proteolysis
Molecular function (GO): serine-type endopeptidase activity
Source: RefSeq, a predicted model, not a curated record
UGGAAUAAACAUUUCGGGCACCACGGCCGUUUGGAGAAGUUUGUGCAAUGAAAAUUGUAACAUUUGUGUUAACAGUAGUUUCAACGGCCGUCGUUGUUAGGGCUGAAAUAUUCAACGAAGCAUGGCAGGCAAAGCAGAUUAUUCCUGUUGCUGCCAAACUGAUCGAUGAAAAUUAUGCGGAACGACUAACUGGAUUGAAAAAGAUUAUUGGCGGCCAUAAGGUGGAUGUUUCCAACUUCCCAUACCAGCUGUCGUUGAGAAGCUACGAAAAUCAUAUUUGUGGUGCUUCAGUAAUUUCCAUUUACUGGGCGCUUUCCGCAGCUCAUUGUGUUUCCCCUCAACGCGAUGUUCAAACCAUUACACUGCGUGCAGGAGCCAGCAACCGUCUGCAAGGUGGCAGAGUUCACAGCGUUUCUCGGAUUGAGCUGCACCCCAACUAUAAUCCCGCCACGUUCGAUUAUGAUGUGGCAGUGCUACAAGUCGUCACCCCUCUGGUUGGAGCAAACGUCCGAACGGUUAUGCUGGCGCCAGCAGGUUACGACCCGUAUCAUGGAAUCCGAAGUCUGGUGACUGGAUGGGGCAGAACGCUACUUGAUAACGGAUUGCCAACUGAGCUACACGCUGUCGAUAUUCCGAUAGUGUCCAGAAGCACAUGCGCCAGCUAUUGGAGCACCGAUCUGAUAACAGAGAGAAUGCUCUGUGCCGGUCAGGAGGGACGUGAUUCCUGUAAUGGAGAUAGUGGAGGACCGUUGGUUUCUGGUGGGCAACAAAUCGGUAUUGUGUCUUGGGGUUCAACGGAAUGCGGAGGCCCAUUACCAGCAGUUUAUACUCAUAUCGGACAUCCCUUAGUAAGAAGAUUCAUCAGAAUGACAACAGGAGUGUAAAGAUUUUGAAAAAUAAAUGUUUGUUUGUUUGGAUUACUUCACAAUCUGCGAUUUCUA